Dryobates pubescens (Downy woodpecker) is the source of this 4846-nucleotide messenger RNA. RefSeq names its product AT-rich interaction domain 4B (gene ARID4B). Gene Ontology annotation, cellular component: nucleus. Gene Ontology annotation, molecular function: transcription cis-regulatory region binding. The coding region runs from base 291 to 4223 and encodes 1310 amino acids. NCBI's taxonomy places the organism in Eukaryota, Metazoa, Chordata, Aves, Piciformes, Picidae. The record is from RefSeq and is a predicted model, not a curated record. The transcript has 24 exons. Gene Ontology annotation, biological process: regulation of transcription by RNA polymerase II.
GGGACCGAGAGGCUUCGAGCCGAGCAGUCACCACCACCGCCGCCACCACCGGGUCCGUGCAGGACCGCUUGGCCCCGCCGCGCGGAGCCGCCGCUAGGAGAGCUGCUGCUGAAGCGUUGACUGGGGGCUGAGGCUGGCUGAGAGGGCCCGGAGCUGAGGAAAGACUUGGCCCGGUUCUCUUCCCUCUCCCCCGCCUCGGGCCGGGGGAGUAGCGGGCGGGUGUCGCGGAACAAAGGUCCAGCCUCGGCCGCUCAGCCCGUAUCGAGGCUUUUCCGCAGCCUGAGCUCAUCAUGAAGGCUAUUGAUGAGCCUCCCUAUCUCACAGUGGGCACUGAUGUGAGUGCAAAGUACAGAGGAGCCUUCUGUGAAGCCAAGAUCAAGACAGCAAAAAGACUUGUCAAAGUCAAGGUAACUUUUAGACAUGAUUCUUCAACAGUGGAAGUGCAGGAUGAUCACAUAAAGGGUCCCUUGAAGGUAGGAACUGUUGUGGAAGUGAAGAAUCCAGAUGGAACAUACCAGGAAGCAGUUAUCAACAAAUUAACAGAUGCAAGUUGGUACACUGUAGUAUUUGAUGACGGUGAUGAGAAGACUCUUAGACGUUCUUCCCUAUGUUUAAAAGGAGAAAGACAUUUUGCUGAAAGUGAGACAUUAGAUCAGCUUCCUCUCACAAAUCCUGAGCACUUCGGGACUCCUGUUAUAGGAAAGAAAACAAACAGAGGAAGGAGAUCCAAUCAUAUUCCUGAAGAAGAAUCUUCAUCCUCUUCCAGCGAUGAAGACGAAGAUGAUAGGAAACAAAGUGAUGAGUUACUAGGAAAAGUUGUGUGUGUGGAUUGCUUCAGUGUGGAUAAAAAGAAAGCUCUGUGGUUUCCAGCCUUGGUGGUUUGUCCAGAUUGUAGUGAUGAUAUCCCAGUGAAGAAAGACAAUAUUCUCGUUCGGUCAUUCAAGGAUGGCAAAUUUGUUUCUGUGCCAAGAAAAGAUGUUCGGGAGAUCAGUGAAACUUCACCAAAGCCUGACGCUUUGUUAAAACAAGCUUUUGACCAAGCCCUUGAAUUCCUUAAGAAUCGAACUGUUCCUAGUAAUUGGAAAACAGAGCUGAAAGAAGACAGCUCCAGCAGUGAAGCUGAAGAAGAGGAAGAGGAUGAAAAAGAAAAGGAGGAUAACAGCAGUGAGGAAGAGGAGGAAAUAGAGCCGUUUCCUGAAGAACGAGAGAACUUUCUUCAGCAAUUAUACAAGUUCAUGGAAGACAGAGGGACUCCUAUUAACAAACGACCUGUAUUAGGAUAUAGAAAUUUGAAUCUCUUCAAAUUAUUCAGGCUUGUACACAAACUUGGAGGAUUUGAUAAUAUUGAAAGUGGAGCAGUGUGGAAGCAAGUUUAUCAAGAUCUUGGAAUCCCUGUAUUGAAUUCAGCUGCAGGAUAUAAUGUUAAAUGUGCAUAUAAAAAAUAUCUCUAUGGUUUUGAAGAGUAUUGUACUUCAGCUAACAUUGAAUUUCAGAUGGCAUUGCCAGAGAAAGUGACGAGUAAGCCUUGUAAAGACUGUGAAAAGGAAAAAGAAUUGAAGAUGCGUGAAGAACCAGAGCAGGAAUUAAAAGAAAUAACAGUGGAUAAGGAAGAACGCAAGCAGGAGGAAGUAGCAAUAGUACAAGAAGAAGAAAAAAAGUUAGCUGAGAAUGAUAAUGAAAGUAAAGAAAAUGAUAAGCCCUCUGUUCUGGGAAACAAAAAAAGUUUGCCAGAUACUGUAUAUACUCAGCCUGAUCUGGAAAAGGACUUAAAUGUAAUCAAAAGUGAAGAUGAAACCAAACUAGAAGAUAAAGAGGAGGAGAAGAUUAAAGAACUAGAAAAUCCUAUGGUAAAUGCAGAUGCUGAAGAAAAGGAAAAAUCAGGAGAUGACACGAGUAAGGAAGAAGAUGAAGAUGAAGAAGAAGCAGAGGAGGAGGAAGAGGAGGAGGAGGAGGAAGAAGACAACAAUAACAAUGAGGAAGAAGAGUUUGAAUGCUAUCCACCAGGCAUGAAAGUCCAAGUGCGGUAUGGAAGAGGGAAAAAUCAAAAAAUGUAUGAAGCUAGUAUUAAAGAUUCUGACAUCGAAGGUGGAGAAGUCCUUUACUUGGUGCACUACUGUGGAUGGAAUGUGAGGUAUGAUGAAUGGAUAAAAGCAGACAAGAUAGUGCGACCAGCUGAUAAAAAUGUACCAAAAAUUAAGCAUCGAAAGAAAAUAAAGAAUAAAACUGACAAAGAGAAGGAAGAAAAAUACUCUCCUAAAAACUGUAAAUUGCGACGUUUGUCAAAACCACCCUUUCACACCAGCACAUCACCAGAGACUGGGUCCAAACUUGACAGCACUGAGGCCAAAAACACUGAACAAACUCCAGUUAAAUCAAUAGAAAUUACUUCUGUCAUUAAUGGGCUACAAGCUUCUGAAAGUUCUGAUGAUAGUGAGCAGGAAGAUGACCAAAGUGCCCCGAACAUACAUGCUGAUGGCAAAGAAGAAUCUCAACAUGAACCUGUAAGCCAGGAUAAAAAUGAGCUCUGUCUAAAAGAACAGAGUAGUUCAACCCUUCCAGAAGAAACUAAACCUCUGACAGAUGUAGGAGUCCACAAGUCUGGAUCCAAGUCUCCUGAAAGAUUGAGAAAAGAGUUGGAAGAGCUAUCUGAAGAUACUGAUUCUGAUGGAGAGGAUGAAGCCACAAAGAAAAGAAAGGAUGUAAAAAAGGAGGUAGUGGAUAAAACAGCAAAACCACAGGUAAAGCGUGGUAAGCGAAGAUACUGUGUUGCAGAGGACUCUUUAAAGACUGUGUCACCUAAUAGAAAGGAUGAGAAGUCCAAAAACAAAGACUCCCUUAGUUUAGGAAACAGCAGUAACAGUUCAUCAGAUGAAGAUGAGGAAGAAAAAUCUAAACUGAAAAUCACUUCAACUAAAAAGUAUAAUGGACUGGAGGAGAAGAGGAAGUCUUUACGGACAAGCGCUUUCUACUCAGGGUUUUCUGAAGUGGGAGAGAAAAGGAUAAAGCUUCUAAAUAACUCCGACGAAAGACUUCAGAACACCAGAAUGAAGGAUCGAAAAGAUGUCUGGUCAAGUAUUCAGGGACAGUGGCCGAAGAAAACGCUGAAGGAGCUGUUUUCGGACUCUGACACUGAAGCUGCUGCCUCCCCUCCACAUGCUGCUCCUGAGGAUGCUGCAGCAGAGGAGCAGCUUCAGCCUCUUGCAGAAGACGACAUUUCCUUGCCUGGGUCUGAACUUGAAAAAUCUUUGCCAGCCAGUGUGGACAUUAAACCUGUUGAGGAGAAGCCGACUGAAGCAGGUGAAAAGAAAGUUGAAUUUCCAAGCAGUGGCAGUAAUUCAGUGCUAAAUACUCCUCCUACAACUCCUGAAUCGCCUUCAUCUGUGACCGUAACGGAGUCCAGUAGACAUCAGUCCAGUGUCACUGUGUCUGAGACCCUGCCACCAAAUCAAGAAGAGAUACGAAGCAUUAAAAGUGAAACUGAUAGCACAAUAGAGGUGGACAGUGUUGCAGGGGAGCUGCAAGACCUCCAGUCUGAGGGAAAUAUUUCUCCAACAGGUUUUGAUGCCAGCGUCAGCUCCAGUAGUAGUAAUCAACCAGAGCCAGAGCAUACUGAAAAAGUCUGUACAGGCCAAAAAAGACUUAAAGAUGCUCAGGGAGGAGGCAGCUCCUCAAAAAAGCAGAAGAGAAGCCACAAGACAUCUGUGAACAACAAAAAGAAGAGUAAAACUGCAAACAGCAGUGACAGUGAAGAACUAUCUGCUGGUGAAAGUGUGUCCAAGUCUCAGUCAACAAAAUCUGUUUCUACUAGCAUGAAAUCUCACCAAACCAAAUCACUUACAAGAACACAGUCCCCAGGAAAAUGUGGGAAAAAUGGAGAGAAGGAGUCUGAUCUCAAAGAACCGAAUAAUCGUUUGCCCAAAGUUUACAAAUGGAGUUUUCAAAUGUCCGACUUGGAAAAUCUGACUAGCGCUGAGCGCAUAACAGUCCUCCAAGAAAAACUGCAGGAAAUCAGGAAACAUUACCUGUCCUUGAAAUCUGAGGUGGCUUCCAUUGACCGAAGAAGAAAGCGCUUAAAGAAGAAAGAGCGGGAAAGUGCUGCUACUACAUCAUCUUCCUCCUCAUCACCUUCUUCUAGUUCCAUUACAGCUGCAGUUAUGUUAACUUUAGCAGAACCAUCUAUGUCAAGUUCAUCACAGAAUGGAAUGUCAGUUGAGUGCAGGUGACAGCAGGACUUGCCAAAGCACUUUGCACUUAAUGGCUGCUGAGGGCCACUCUUUUUUCUUUUUUUUUUCUCUUUUUUUUUCUUUUUUUUUUUAUACUGCACAGUGGCACAAAAUUCAGACAAGCACUAUUUUGUAUUUAAAGUUGUUUCUUGACAAGCUAACUUUGCACUUAAGUGCACUUUUAUGAAGAAAAAGUACAACAAACUGCUUUUCCUCAAGCAAUAAUUGUUUCCAACUUGUCUGGGAAUUGUAAGUCUAGUGACUCGAAGGCCUUCCACUGUGGCUGGCAAAUGGAGGCUGUUCACUGCCUGUAGAGACAGGACAAUAAGCAUAUAGUUGUUGAGUUGAUCUAAAUAAAUGUGAUCAGGCUUACUCUAUUCCCUCAUAUUUUGUUAAAGCUGGAACAUUUGAUAUUUUUCCAUUUAUUUAUGACAAAUAUUGAACCUAUUUUCAUUUGUACAAGCUAAUUGUUUUUUAACGGCUAAGUCACCUUACAGUGGCUUUAAUUGUAUAUGUCAAGCACAUGUAUUCAAUUAAAAACCUGAAAUUAGUAGGAUGUUUGACAUCGGUCCUCAUAACCAAAUACGAAGAUUCCUUUAAAACAAACAAACAAAACCACAAUA